Messenger RNA from Fusarium oxysporum Fo47, 924 nucleotides. RefSeq lists its product as uncharacterized. The record is from RefSeq and is a predicted model, not a curated record. The coding region runs from base 60 to 674 and encodes 204 amino acids. Lineage: Eukaryota; Fungi; Ascomycota; Sordariomycetes; Hypocreales; Nectriaceae. The transcript has 2 exons.
CCUCACUUGGUCAUGUGGUGGCCGCCAAACGGACUCGGGUUCGCGUUUCGGACAAGAGAAUGCAGCCAUCAGCCGGGAAAAUGCCCACUGCCCGAAAUGGAAGAACCUGCGUCGUCCUUGGUUGCGAAUUGAAGGGGUAUGUCAGAUGUUUUGGCAAUCAAAAACACGGCUACCUACUGACAACGCCACUCUCCUGCUCCGAUCAACGCCGAUGUCUCAAAUGCCAAAACUCCUAUUUGUAUAGCGAUUCCCCCGCUUUUCAUAACGAAGGCUCUAGAAGGCAUCAUCCAUCAAAACAGAACGAAAUCCUUUUCACCGCGGCUAGAGACGGUAAAGCAACACAACAACCCAUGUCCACUCGAUCCAGUAUCUCCAAACCAGUUUCCUCCCUUCGUCCCAGAGCUGCUGGUAUGGGGUAUCAUGGUAAUCCAGUCGCAGUGCUUGACAUGAAGUCAGACCAAGUUCGACCGCUUGACAAAGCUGACGUUGAAGGCAAAGACUAUUUCGCGGUUGAGAUUCCCCGAGUAAAGAACAACGUCCCAAUCUACAUCUCGCGAUCGAACGAUGCGAAGCAGGAGUUCAUUGCGGAGGUCAACCUCUGGAGCAUGGGGGUCCGGUACAACCUGCAUAGACUUCUCGGGGACGGACCUCAGCUCUACGUGGUCAAUGCAUAAGGAUGGUCAGAGUGAGCCAGUGGCUUAGUAUGAUGAUUAUAAGGGGGAUGUUUUCAUUUCCAAUAUUAUUUGCAGAUUUUACAGGGGGCUGGGUGCGCCACUUUGGGAACUUUUCGGACAUUACAUGUUUUUUUUUGACAUUUUUCGGGGAGACGGACCGUUCGUAUGUAGUAAAUGUAACCUUCAGCCAUGAUAGCUGUAGAUAGCAGUUCAUCCGAUGAUGCAAGUCAGCCGGAGAUUCCCUUGGUCA